AGAGCGCGAGGCGCCCGCCGGUAACGGUCGUGCGGGCGAGGGGCUGGAGGGAGAGGAAAGGGCUUUAAAUGAUGUUUUGAAGCAGCGAGAGCUAGACGCGUCGGCGACCAGGUGUCGCCACUUCCCGCUGCCGAGGGCUCGGCGUCCAGGUCCUGCGUCUCCACGCCCCCUCCCUUCCCGGCCCUCUCCUCGGGAACCGAGCGAGCGACGUUAAGAGGCGGCUGCGGCGGACCGGGCGGCCGCUGCAGCCCGGCGGUGGCGAAGGAGUGGGCACAAAGCCGGCUGCGCUGCGAGGGUGAGUUGGUGAAAACAGAAGACUAAAAUAGGGCACAGUGGCUGGAAAAGAAAGAAUCCAGAGAGGAAGACGACUGGAGACAUGAGUUCCGACACCAGCCCAGCUGUGGUUACCACGCCUCCUCCUCCCAGCAUGCCUCACAAAGAGAGGUAUUUUGACCGAAUCAAUGAAAGUGAUCCGGAAUACCUUCGAGAGAGGAACAUGUCUCCUGAUCUACGACAGGACUUCAAUAUGAUGGAGCAGAGGAAGCGAGUCACUCAGAUCCUGCAGAGCCCUGCCUUUCGGGAAGACCUGGAAUGCCUCAUCCAAGAGCAGAUGAAGAAAGGCCACAACCCAAGCGGCUUAUUAGCGUUACAGCAGAUUGCGGAUUACAUCGUGACCAGCUCCUUCUCGGGCUUCUCCUCGCCCUCCCUGAGUCUUGGCAUGGUCACACCUAUUAAUGACCUUCCUGGUGCAGAUACAUCCUCGUAUGUGAAGGGAGAAAAGCUUACUCGCUGCAAACUUGCCAGCCUCUACAGGCUUGCAGACUUGUUUGGGUGGGCGCACCUGGCAAAUACGUACAUCUCGGUACGAAUAAGUAAGGAGCAAGACCACAUUAUAAUAAUUCCCAGAGGCCUCUCUUUUUCUGAAGCGACAGCCUCCACUUUGGUGAAAGUCAACAUAAUCGGAGAAGUGGUGGACCAGGGGAGCACUGAUCUGAAAAUCGACCACACGGGCUUCAGCCCGCAUGCUGCCAUCUAUUCAACACGCCCCGAUGUGAAGUGUGUGAUCCACAUCCACACCCUUGCCACAGCAGCGGUGUCCUCCAUGAAGUGUGGGAUCCUUCCAAUUUCCCAAGAGUCUCUCAUCCUGGGAGAUGUCGCCUACUAUGACUACCAGGGGUCGCUUGAUGAGGAGGAAGAAAGAAUUGAACUUCAGAAAGUGCUGGGUCCAAGCUGUAAGGUGCUCGUCCUCAGGAACCAUGGCAUGGUGGCUCUUGGCGAGACCCUCGAGGAGGCUUUCCAUUACAUCUUUAAUGUACAGAUGGCCUGUGAGAUCCAGGUGCAGGCAGUAGCAGGGGCAGGCGGAGUAGACAAUCUGCUCGUACUGGAUCUUCAGAAAUAUAAAGCUUUCACCCACGGUGUCGCCAUGUCUGGAGGAGGCGGUGUAAACAUGGCUUCCCAUCAGAAGUGGAAGGUUGGCGAGAUUGAGUUUGAAGGGCUGAUGAGGACCCUGGACAACUUGGGCUACAGAACAGGCUAUGCGUACAGGCAUCCUCUGGUCCGAGAGAAGCCUAGGCACAAGAGUGACGUGGAGAUCCCUGCAACCGUGACUGCCUUCUCCUUUGAAGAUGACAGUGCUCCACUCUCUCCCCUCAAGUUCAUGGCACAGAGACAGCAGCGUGAAAAAACAAGAUGGCUGAAUUCACCAAAUACUUACAUGAAGGUGAAUGUGCCGGAGGAGUCUCGGAACGGGGAAACUAGUCCCAGGACCAAAAUCACGUGGAUGAAAGCAGAAGACUCCUCUAAAGUCAGUAGUGGGACACCGAUCAAAAUUGAAGACCCCAAUCAGUUUGUUCCUUUAAACACAAACCCGACGGAGGUGCUAGAAAAGAGAAAUAAGAUCCGGGAACAGAAUCGCUAUGAUCUGAAGACAGCAGGGCCGCAGUCUCAGCUGCUGGCGGGGAUCGUUGUGGACAAGCCGCCUUCGACCAUGCAGUUUGACGAUGACGAUCAGGGCCCACCAGCUCCUCCUAACCCAUUCAGCCACCUCCUGGAAGGAGAACUGGAAGAGUAUACGAAGACAAUCGAGAGAAAGCAGCAAGGCCUGGACGACGCUGAGCAGGGGUCACUCUCAGACGACGCUGCAUCUGUUUCACAAAUUCAGUCUCAAACUCAGUCACCGCAGAGUGUCCCUGAGAGAUUAGAAGAAAACCACGAGCUGUUUUCCAAGAGCUUCACCUCCAUGGACGCGCCUGUCAUGAUCAUGAACGGCAAGGACGAGAUGCAUGAUGUCGAAGACGAGCUUGCUCAGCGAGUCAGUAGGCUGACCACAAGCACGACCAUAGAGAACAUCGAGAUCACCAUUAAGUCCCCAGAAAGAACUGAAGAGGUCCUGUCGCCUGAUGGCUCACCUUCAAAGUCGCCCUCCAAGAAAAAGAAGAAAUUCCGCACGCCUUCUUUUCUCAAAAAGAACAAAAAAAAGGAGAAAGUUGAGGCCUAAGUAGUCCUUUUGUAAUUUGUAUAUUACAUUGUGGCAUUGCACACUUAAAUACCAUAUUUUAGUUAAUCGUUAAUAUACUGUGGUAGAUCAGAUUGGGAGUAUGUAGCAAACUGGACUUUAAAAAACUGGAAAGAGGUUUUACUAAAAGAAAAAUAUUAUUGAAAACUUUCAAAUUCAUCUCUUUUUAUAUGUCCGAAAACGGCCGAGCUUUUCAGCAGUGGCUGGCUUGGCCGACUCUGCCGUCCCUGGCAGAGCGUUGUUACUGUUGCUCCUUAGCAGCUGCUGCCUGGUGCCUAGGCCUCUGCAGCACAUGUGCUGGGAAGGAGCUGCCAGUGAGCACGAGACAAUGCUUACUUGUCACUAAUCAGACCUUGAGUUUAUCAUCGUGGUUAUUGACUGUAUCUUUGGGUCCCCACUGUUUCCAUGGGCAUUAAUGGGAUGUUUUAAAAGCUUCUACAAGACUCUAGAGCAUUAGUAUACAUUGGCACAUCAUUUUUUAAAAAAUGUUUUAAGAAAAGAUUUGUCUGGGUUUUUACUCAUAGUAUGAAAUUCCCCUACCUGAAGUAACUGUUUGCCAAAAAGUCAUUUUAAUAAACUAUAAUUUUUGAAGAACUUCCUUUUUUAUUAGUUUAGAAAACCCCUUAUUUUUCAUAGAGGGGAUUUUGUACACAUAAUAUGAGUUAUUUAGUUUAACUCUUGCAAAAAAACAAUUUUUGUAUGUUAAAACGUUUGUAUACCUUCAGUAUAAGGUGUCAUGUGCAUGUUAGCCAAUCAGUCAGGGGUAAAGCCUGCCCGAGUGCCAUCCAGGAGUCCAGGGGCGUGGCACCCAAGGGCAUAUCAAGGCCUCGAGUCGUAUUUGAACCAUAUAAUGUAUUUUUCUCUUAGUAUUGCUGAUGGAUGAAGAGGCUGAGGGGAAGGGAAGAGUAAGAGACAGGACAGGACUGAGUCCUGUGUCCACAGAAGAAAGAACAUGGAGAUCGACUUGCUGAAAAUAAGGCCCAAGUUUCUAAAAUCCUGUUUCCUGCCAAAAUCAAUGUCUUGGUUGACAUUUGAAUUUUAAAAGAGUUAAAGUGUACAUCCUUUUAGAAGACGGCACUAGAAUAAAUCAGCAGGUCUAAUCCCACCAGCGAGAAAACUACCACGUCUUGAUUUUUGCAAACUUAAUCUUGAUUUUUAUAAACUUAAAUUUUCUUUUAACUUCCUUUCUACUGUAAAUACAAAUUUAAGCCUAGAUUUAAUAUAGUUUUCUCCAUUUCCCCAAGUAAUGUCGCAGAUCAAUGUAAAUGGAUGACCCCAAUACUCCACGAGUGGAAGUAAAGCGCCCUGCGGGUGACUUGGCACGCAAACGUGACGUGACGUUGGCCGCAGUGCUCUCUGGGCUGGCUCUGUCUGACCCUGUGAUUGAUGCUGGUCCUCUUAGACCUCACUAACUACUGGAGCCUGUUAAUCUCGUAGUGGAAACUUUGAGUUGCUGAAUUGUGCAUCUGAGGAUUGUUUUAUGUCCUACAUCAUCUGUGUUGUGCUACAACGUGUGGAGACACAGUUACCUGUGAACUCUCCUUUUCCAUAACUUUUAAAGAAUAUAUAUAUCUAAAUGAAUGCAAUGUGCAUAAAUAUUUUUUAAACACAACAGUAAACUAUUGCACCUUUCGCUAACGCUUCUCUUUACUUGCUUUGACAUAAUGAAUGAGCCAGUGAACUCAGUGUCCUGUGGAAAAUGUAUAAAAGUUAUCUGAUAUUGCUCUUAGAUGUUAUGCUAAUUAAUGUUAAAUCACAAUAAACGGUAUUUUAAAUAUA
Molecule: messenger RNA, 4294 nt
Organism: Mus musculus (house mouse)
Lineage: Eukaryota; Metazoa; Chordata; Mammalia; Rodentia; Muridae
Gene: Add3
Product: adducin 3
Exons: 16
Coding region: 377-2497 (706 amino acids)
Biological process (GO): positive regulation of cytoskeleton organization; response to xenobiotic stimulus; positive regulation of vasoconstriction
Cellular component (GO): plasma membrane; cytoplasm; cytoskeleton
Molecular function (GO): protein heterodimerization activity; protein kinase C binding
Source: RefSeq, marked validated